UUGAAGGACAUCGAAGCAACAAUGUCGACAUUUAUAGAGUACUGUCCAAUUGUUGUCCGGGGUCUGGAGUCGCUCAGUCAGCUUCAUCCAUUUAUUGGCAUUGCCACAAAGGCUUUCUCUCUGGUGAUAACCAUGGAUCUCACCAGGAGAAAUAACAACUGGAAGGUCAUUGCACUCAAGAUGCAGAUCCAGGACACAAUGAUGAUUUUAUUUGAACUUCGUCAUGUAAAAGAUCCAGAUCAGGAGGAUCCUGACGGAAAUACCAUGGAAAACAGAAUGGGUACCCUCGUGAAGAAAAUAGCUGAAGAUAUCACCGAAGUAGGAUCAGCAUGUGAUCACUAUAUAAAAAAGAGUUUUGUUGCUAAAACUUUGAAGUCUUCAAAAUAUGAGGCCCGUCUAGCAGCAUAUGGAGAUAUCUUUGCGGAACACCAUAAAAAGCUUAAACUUGCUCUAAGUAUUCACACAGUUCUUGGUGUUGACUCUGCCAACACAAAACUUGAUACUCUCUCUUUGCAAAUGGAGCAUGUCCAGGUUGCCAUGGCAGCACUACUUCAGAAAUUGGAUACAUCUAGGGAAAAGGAUCUUAAAGAUUUCAUUGAUAUGCAUGGUGGACCAAAGGCUUGUCUCCAGGAUGAUCAGCUUGUGCAGAUGCUUAUUAAUAUCAGUGGAGAGGGUAUUUCAGCAAUCACAUCCAUCAGCACAGGUGACAAUGCAAAAAAUCUUGAGGCUGCAAGAAAGAAGCUCAGUGAAGAUUAUCAUGAAGAUUUGGACAAGACCUUCCAAAUGAAUCGAAAACUGUUCGAGAGAAAGAUGCAUAUGCAGGAGAAACAGAUGCAAACAUUUAUCAAGGAUUCAUUUCACAGUGAAGGUUUAAUCAUAGUUUCUGCUUUGAAAGCAGGAGCUCAUGACCGAAUCAUUGAUGCAGAUUGGAAAGGGAGUGUGGAGGCCCGACAUUUUGUCCUUGCAUUGCAGGAUUUCUACAUUGAGAACCUAACUGGCUUGAGCAGAGUUGCAUCCCCAAUCACUCCCACCUCAAUAGCCAGUAGCAACUGGCCAGUGGUAGCUCUCCCAAAAGAUGAUAGAUGGGCUCUCAAGUAUAUCAAUAUCUCAAAAGUACAACCAAUCCUUGAAGCCAUUGAUGAUGAUGGGACCGGAUUCAUCAGUAUCAAGGAAGUUAACACUUUUGCUCUGUCCAAACCCAAAGGCUGGAGUCUUCCAGUAUGGAUAGCGUACUGGGCAACUGGAUGGCAUGUAGUCAUAGCCCAAUACAAGGACAAGAUCCACGCCGUAAUUCACGAAAUGUUCAAAGUUAUUGAUUACAAUACACGUACUGUAUUGCCAAACAACAAACGCAAUCUACCUGCAAACCGCUCCAAGAUUGACCAGUAUUUGAAGUUGGGGAUGUUUUAUCGUAUCGAUCUGCUUCUUCGCUCAUUGCGGCCACUUGGUAACAACAACAUCAACGAUGUGAGGCUUGAGCAAAUCAUUGAUACCUACUCCAGUUCGGAGGAGAAAAGGCUGGAGGAAAAUCUAGAGCGUGUGGCUUAUGACAUUGAUACUCCGGCAACAGUAGCUCUUGUUACU
Molecule: messenger RNA, 1584 nt
Organism: Lentinula edodes (shiitake mushroom)
Lineage: Eukaryota; Fungi; Basidiomycota; Agaricomycetes; Agaricales; Omphalotaceae
Exons: 7
Source: RefSeq, a predicted model, not a curated record